Molecule: messenger RNA, 2043 nt
Organism: Cyprinodon variegatus (sheepshead minnow)
Lineage: Eukaryota; Metazoa; Chordata; Actinopteri; Cyprinodontiformes; Cyprinodontidae
Gene: chgb
Product: chromogranin B
Exons: 7
Coding region: 163-1923 (586 amino acids)
Cellular component (GO): secretory granule
Source: RefSeq, a predicted model, not a curated record
CCCGAGUCUUCCUCCCACGCUCCUCCAGCCCACUCCCCUCCUUUAUUUGAAGGCUCUCCUCGGCUGCAGCUUCCAGUCAGCGCAGCUCUCUCCUGCCGCUGCAGAGGAAUCAGAGCUGAUGGUACAACUGGGUCCCUUUUUCUCCGGUUUCUCUUCCACAAGAUGAAACCUAUACUUAUUGUUGUUUUGGCACUCCUUGCAGAAACUGUAGCGCUUCCCGUUGGCAAGGAGAGGCAAAGAGAGGACGUGGUGGCACGAUGUUUGGUUGAAGUCUUGUCCAAAGCGCUCUCCAAGCCGGACGUUCGUUUGGAUCAGCAAUGCAAAGAUAUUCUCCAAGCAGGGGCCAAAUAUGCCCCAGUGAACAAAAAGACCUCUGAGGGGUUUGUAACUCAGGAAGAUAACUCUCAUGCAGGGGAACCUACGGCAAAAACACCAGAUGUCAAAGAUAUCGAGGAACUCCUGAAAUCCGUGGAGGAAAAGAGGGAAACCCCUGAAGAUGAGCAGGACCAGGAAUCCUGGACUCUGUCAGAAAAGAGAGAUGGGAAUAAGGAUGAUGAAAUACGAGAGAAGAGGAGUGGCUGGAGGCCAGGAAGGUUCCAUCAGAGAAAGGGCAAACGAGGAGAGGAUGACUAUGACCGGAGUCAGGAGAGUUGGGCAGGGUUGGAAAGGAGAGCCGAGGAUGGAGAAGACGAUGAAGAAAGCGAAGAACGAGAGAAGAGGAACUGGAGACCUGGGAGGUUCCACCAAAGAAAACACAAGCGCGAUGAAGAAGAUGGGAGAGAGCCAGAGGAGUACUGGGAUGUGGAGAAAAGGCAGGAUGAUGAGGAAAGAGACAAGCACAUGUGGAAACCCACAAGUCACUAUCAUCACAAGAUUAUGCUCCAGAAAAGAAGAGAUGAACCAUCAGAGGGUGAAGGAUAUGAAGACCGUAGUCAGGAAUCAUGGGAUAUUGACAAGAGGAACUGGAGGCCAGGCAGGGUCCACCAGAGGAAACACAAGCGUGAUGAGGAGCUGUCAGAGGAAGCUAGAGAAGAUCCUGAAGAAGAACGAAGCCAGGAAUACUGGGACUUUGAUACUAGAAGAGAGAAGAGGAACUGGAGGCCUGGCAGAGUUAACCAAAGGAGACACAAACGUGAUGAGGAGCUUUCAGAAGAAGCUAGAGAAGAACCUGAAGAGGAACGUAGCCAGGAAUACUGGGACUUUGAUACUGGAAGAGAGAAAAGGAACUGGAGGCCUGGCAGAGUUCACCAAAGGAGACACAAACGUGAUGAGCUUUCUGAGGAAGCCCGAGAAGAACCUGAUGAGGAGCGGAGCCAGGAAUACUGGGACUUUGAUACUGGAAUAGAUAAGAGAAACUGGAGGCCUGGCCGGUACCACCAGAGGAAACAUAAGCGUAAUGAAGAGCUCAGACAGGACAGCAGGGAAGGACCAGAGGAAGAGCGCAGUCAGGAGUAUUGGGAUUUUGACAAAAGAGAAGAUGAAGAUAGAGAGAUAGAAAAGAUGAAGCCCACUCACCAGUAUCACAGCAAGGGGAGCGUUCAGAAGCAAGAAUCAACAGAGGAAGAGAUGGAGCAGAGGGGGGAUUCAGAAGAGAACACAGCAGAUGAAAAAGACAGAGAUGAAGCCCUGAGGUACCUGCUUGAGAAGCGUAAUCCCUGGAUUAACAGAGGCUAUUACCACCCUGCCUGGUUCAAGAGAAACUCAGAUGAACCUGCUGCAACAUCAACCAAGAUGGAUGAACUGACCAAACUGCUGAACUUCAAGUUAAACCAGCUGGCUAACCACCCCACCAAAGAGGAGGUGAAGAAGGGUUUACAGCAGAGAGUGCUCACACCACAUGAGGAGAAAGAGCUGGAAAACCUUGCAGCGAUGGACAUGGAGCUGCAGAAAAUCGCAGCCAAGUUGCAUGACAAGACUUCAUAGUCCUGAAGCCUUUUAUUACCAUCUGUGAAUAAUGUCAAGUUCUGUCUGUUUGCCUACUUUAUGUGUUUAGAGUUAAAAAUGAAACAAAAAUAAUCAAAGAAUUCUUGAAACAGUUUAACC